GCUUCUCGCCUCGCCCACUACAACAAGAGAUCCACAAUCACCAGCAGAGAAAUCCAGACGGCCGUCAGGCUUCUGUUACCCGGCGAGUUGGCCAAGCACGCCGUCAGCGAAGGCACCAAGGCCGUCACCAAGUACACCAGCUCAAAGUAA
This is a messenger RNA of Helobdella robusta, 150 nucleotides long. RefSeq lists its product as hypothetical. Gene Ontology annotation, cellular component: nucleosome. Gene Ontology annotation, molecular function: structural constituent of chromatin; DNA binding; protein heterodimerization activity. The annotation marks the transcript as partial. The transcript has a single exon. The record is from RefSeq and is a predicted model, not a curated record. Lineage: Eukaryota; Metazoa; Annelida; Clitellata; Rhynchobdellida; Glossiphoniidae.